AUGGACCAGCUCCGGGUCUUCGUCCCGGCCGUCCCGGCUGCGCCGCGGAGCGCAAGCACACAGCCGGCCCUGCCGGUGUCGCAGGUGAAGCAAGUUCUCCCGCCCGGGGCUCCGCAGCCUCCAGGGACCCAACCGGGUCCCCCGGCUCCGCUCCAGCCCAACCUACAAGCCAUGUUUAUGCAGCGUGUGCAGGGACAGGUGCCACAGGUUUCUCCGAUGAUGAUGCCAGGGUCGGUGCCCAAUUGUCCGGGCUCGCCACAACCCCAAAAGCCUCGAUGGAUGGAAGUUUCUGCGCCUGGGAGAGAGACCAAGACAUCUCCUGCUCCUGUCAGGCCGUCUCCCGACACGAUGGCCGUGAAGCCGGGCUCUCCGGUCGCUCCAGUCCGUGUCGGACCAGCACCAGACCCGCAAGGCAGCGCCCAGAAUGCACUUGACUGCAAGAUGAGGGCAAGCGCACCUUUGCUGGAUACACUUGUGAAGCCGUCCGCCCCCAUCCCUCCGGCCCCUCCGGCCUCCCCGCCUCCAGGUCCAGGCCCUGCCAAGAGCGACGCCAGGGCAAGCCGCGAGGUGGUGAGCCCGAGCUCAGGCCCCGACGUUGCGAAGCACUCGGCCCCCGCCACGGCCCCCGCCACGGAUGUUGCUUGCAUGUCCUGGGCCACCAGCACCUUCGAGCGACCCGAGGAAGUGCCGGAGGUGAAAGAAAAGUCCGAGGCACCGGAAGUCGGGAGCCUUUCCCCGGAUUCUAAGCCAGCGAGGCUGCUGGAGGUUCCCCGAGGUCGAGAUGGGAAAGCCGCUCGACAAGCCUCCGAUUCCAGAUCUCCCAGUGGCUCUCCGAGCUGCCGGACAGUGGGAUCAGAUGAUCAGUCUGUGGACGAGGUGUGCAGCCGGACACCAUCCCCAUCUCCAGAGCCUAAGGGCCAGAAUGGCAAACAGCAGCUGGCUGAGCUACUUGAACUCUGGAAGGCUGCAAGGCACGAAGGUGGACCGCUUUCCAUAGAGGAGUGCGAGUGCAUUGAGAACAUUUUCUAUGACAGUAUGAAUCCUGACCGCGUCAAGAUUGUGGAGAUGCGCCGUGUGGAGCAGCCGGCUUUGUUGCGCAGGUUCUGUGCAGAGGAGCAGGAUUCUCUCGACCGGCAAGCCAGAUCACAGAAAACGCACAAGCAGUUCAUGAAGCUGCACGGCACUCGUUGGGAGUAUGCGCCCCUGAUCGCCGAGAAUGGACUCGACCCAUCCUGUGGCCACCUUACGAAAGGUAGCUGGCUUGGCGGCUUGGCUGAGAAAGCCCACUCCUACGCCUCCAAAGGCCCAGGGCCCGAAGUAGAUGACGAGGACGGCCACAAGGCUCGACUCUUUGCUCUGUUUGUUGUUGCCUGUGUGCCCGACAUCAGUGAUGGAGACGACGAGAGAUCCUUUGGGGUUUGGCGCAUCCUGUCCGCCCGGCGCAUGUGCCCAGCUUAUCACGUGAUUUACUCUGCCCCGGCUGAUGUGGGACGGCACAAGAGGCCCCUGAUUGAGCCACGAGCCAACAAGGCAAUGCUCCUGAAGCAGGGCCACGAUGGCACCGGCACGGAAUCGGCUGGGCCGAGCUCUUUCAGAUGCCGAAGUGUGAGCCCGCCUCCACGCAGCCGCACGCCGAACCCUCCGGCCGAGGCAUUCCAGGAAGUCACCAGCAGCUGGCCGGUUUCGAAGGAAGGGCGCAUGCUCCCUGGAGCCAUGGCGUGCACAUCCCCUGCUCUCAAGGUUCACAAAGAGAGACCGUCGACCACAAGCGAGUCCCCAACAAAGCCUCGUGGCCAAGCAGAGCGGCAAGGCCGCGCAGGGGAUUCCCCAGCCAAAGCCCGCAAUCAAACGGAGCGGCCCUCGAAUGGUGAGUCCCCGGCGAAGUCUCGGAAUCACCUCGAAAGGCCGUCGACCAACGAGUCCCCAUCGAAGACGCGCACGUCUGAUGGUCGACCGCCUGCCCCCAGCCCAGGUGUCCUGAAGCUUCACGAAGUGAACGCAGGAGGGAGCUCCCCUGCCCGGGAUGGACGGCCUGCGAACCCGGCGCGCACAUCGCCCGCGCUCAAGGUGAAACAGGACGCCCGUCCCCCCAAGGGCAAGAAGGAGGAGAGCCGCGACACGGGCAAGGAUACCGGCAAGGAGCGCAAACCGGUGGUGGCAGCCAGUUGGGAAGUGCAGGGAGAUGAUGGGUGGAUUCCUUUCCGCCCAGGCUGCAAGUUCAAGGAUGAGCCGGGGACGAUUCAGCACAUCUGCCAUGGAAAGUUCUGGUAUGCGCUGACAUUCGACGAGGACGGCCUCACUGGGACGCAGUCCAACACUUGCACAGGUAAAGUCCGGCAGCUUCGUCGUGUGCUGCCCACGGCCAGCCCAGAUGAACGGCCAGCGGCUGACAUCACGUCCACGAACGACCAGAGUCAAGAAAAGAAGAUGCAGACCCAGCCAGCUCUCCCAGCUGGGGCUGGUGGCUGGUAUCCUAGCUUGCUGAAUGGGAGCACGCCUGUAAAACAGGUAUGCCUUACCAGAAUCCCCAGAGGAAGUGUGGCAAUGAUCUCGUACUCGUUGGGAAACGGCAGGUUCGAACCUUUGUUUGAGAGGUUUACCAAAGUUACAGUGGACAUGGACGCCUCCAACGCUGACUCGAAGGAGACGCAGCCCGUCCUGGAGAGCGUUCCCACACCGAGCCGAAAACUGCUUCCUUUGAGCCAUGCUCCGAGUGUUGUGGCACGUCGGGCAAAUCGGCGGCACGUCACCGCGCCCGCCCAGGCGCUUUUGGGCCAGAUGAGCCCCAGCCCAAAGUGUGUGGACCCUGCCAGAAAAAGCCCACCUCGUUCAGCGAAAGGAUGCCAUCAGGCCAGCCCCACUGCCUGCGUAAAGCCCGUUGGCACAGAACGCCGCAACAGCAAUCCGACCUUCAACCUGCCGACAGAUCCGACUUCUCCCGUGGGCCUUCGCAGUGCGAACAGGGAUACUGCCAAGAGCCCGCCAAGAGGCGCGGUCAAAGGGUGCCGGCAGGUCAGCCCGAGUAGCACACGGCCUGUGGGUGAGCGUCGCCACAGCAACCCGUCCAUUGCUUUACCAGCAGAUCCAUCUUUAGUGGGCCCACGCAGUGUCAACAGGGACACUGCCAGAAGCCCACCAGGAGCUGCAGUCAAAGGUUGCCGACAGACCAGCCCCACAGCCUCUGCAAAGCCUGUGGGCACGGAGCGCCGCCACAGCAACCCGACCUUUGGACUGGCGACAGAAACUUCUCCACCUGCACCUUCGAAGCGCGGCAUGAAGAGCCUGCGCUUCCAGCCGUCGAGGUCACCCUCACCCCAAACGCACAACUCACCAGACUCGCCACUGGCCGGGCCCAAGCCCAAAGCACGGGCGCGGUCGCAGAGCGCGCCGCGGCGGAGUGGCGACCCUUUUAACCUCUACCGCUUCGUCGACGCGCAGAGUGAGAACGGGACCUUUAGCCGGGCCUUGCAAGAGAUCCAGGCUGGCCGAAAGUCCUCCUGCUGGAUGUGGUUUGUAAUUCCGUCUCCGCCAUACAUGAAGAACAACAUCGAGCAUGGGAGUAGCACGAACCGCAAGUAUGCGAUCAGGUCUGAUCAGGAGGGCAAGGCAUACCUGAACUAUGAGGCUGAUGGUGUAGAUUUGCGCAGCAAUUACUUCGCUAUCCUCUCUGCCGUCUGUGAGCACCUCAUCACCGGGAAGGCAGCUCGGUCAGUGAUUGGCGGAUUCGAUGAGCCAAAGCUCGCGAGCUCGAUCAUUUUCUUCGAACGGAUAACCCGUAACGAAGACAACGAGUUGAACAGUUUGUUGCUGAAGCUUGCUGGUCUGAUGACCGACUCGUCUCAGCAUCGUGUGGCCAAAACGGAGCACUAUCUCGGCUGGACUUUGUUGAUGGUUUUGGAUGCCAAGUCGCAGGCUUCGGUUGUCGUAAGUGCAUGCAUGCUGAUUCCAAUGCCAGAUCCGACAUCGGCCCUUUCCGCUUAUGCCCAGUGGCUGGCGGAGAGUUUGAAUCGCCACGGUGAGCGACAAGAACAGCACGCCCGAGAAAUCACCGCGGUACGUGAGGCUGCAGCUGUGGGCGCCACGGCUCUCGUGGAGUUGCGCGCAGCAGUGCAGCAUCAACUUGACGCCAUCGUUUCCAAGCUCCAGCACCUUCAAGAGGACCUAGAGGCUACGAAAGUCGAGCUUGCCGAGGUGGUCAUCGACAAAGAGGGCAGCCAAAUGGAACUCCGAUCCGAAGUCGAUGCGCUGAAGCAGCUGACCGGAGUGCAAAGCCAGAGCGAGCUGCUCAAACAGCUGCAGGAUUCCCAGUUAGAGGCCGUGGACAAGAAAAUUUCCGAGGCCGUGGAGAAGGAAGCUUCCUCUCUGCGCCAGCUUCUGGAGUCCAGAGCUCUGCUCGCGGAGGAGAAAUCCUCGCAGAAGGCUGAGACCAUACGUGAAAGCGUCGAGAAGAAGCUCGAGGAAGGCCUGCUUGAGAAGGUGAACAUGGACUUGAUCUCCAAGAUGGAUGCCGUCAUGGAUCACCUCUCACAAACACAGGUUGAGAUGGAGACGCAGCAGAAGGGCAUCAUUGAGAGAGUUGAGGGUUAUCGUCGAAAUCUGGAUGAGACCAGUGACCUCUCCCGGCGCAUCUCCUCCUUGCAUGAGUUGCUUGAACCUCGUGUGACUGUCAUGGAGGAAUGGCGAGAAACUGCGGACAGUGCCAUCCAGCAGAUUCAGAGCGAGAUGAAGGACUCUGUCAAGGAGAUUCGGACCCCAAAUCCGACGCAGCCGACCACACCGAACUCUGUCAAGGCCCAGGUGCAAUCCAGUGACGCUGAGGGCAGUCGCCAUGCUACUGCCAGCAACGGCGCCGCAGAGCUGGCCCGCGUCGAAAGCGCGUCUGUUGCGCCGGCCGGCUCGAUCCCAUCGAAGACUUUGAUGGCUCCUGUCCCGGCGCCGCCGAAGGCGUGGACAUCAACCUCGGAUGGAUGGCGCUAUACGCAGUCUGCGGCGGCUCCCCCGACAGUUUGGACUCUUGGCUGGCAUCGCAUCGACCCUCAGCGCACCCACAGUUCGGUUGCCGCUCUUCAGUGGGGGAAAUUCGGCCCCUUUGCCGAAGCACUGAUGCAGUGCAGAAGUGAGCAAAUGUACCUUCCAGAGACAAGAGGUCUCUACUCCGACCUGCCAACAGCAGUACCAGUGAAAAGCGUACUUGCCCGGGUGCAGGUGGAGGUGUUCGCUCUGCCCAGCCUGGGUCUUCUCGGCUUCGCGCGCCCACAAACGCGGCCAGUCACUGGCGAGGCUCGUGGAGGGGUACCUUGA
Symbiodinium sp. CCMP2456 is the source of this 5301-nucleotide messenger RNA. NCBI's taxonomy places the organism in Eukaryota, Dinophyceae, Suessiales, Symbiodiniaceae. The record is from the annotation of a GenBank genome assembly.